Stomoxys calcitrans (stable fly) is the source of this 2517-nucleotide messenger RNA. RefSeq names its product NGFI-A-binding protein homolog (gene nab). NCBI's taxonomy places the organism in Eukaryota, Metazoa, Arthropoda, Insecta, Diptera, Muscidae. Gene Ontology annotation, cellular component: nucleus. The transcript is spliced from 6 exons. Gene Ontology annotation, molecular function: transcription factor binding; transcription coregulator activity. Gene Ontology annotation, biological process: negative regulation of DNA-templated transcription. The record is from RefSeq and is a predicted model, not a curated record.
UUUCUUCGAAAGCAAUAGUAUUAUUUCUUGGAAAUAAGAACUCGUAACAUAAAACUCAAGAAAAACGUGUUUAAUUUAAUCACUGUUUAGUUAAAUUUAAUAUUUUUUUUUUUUGGUUUUGAGUUUAGUUUAAAAAUAAUUUUUAAUGUGUUUUGGGUAGUUAAAAUUGUAGUUUUGCAUGUUUGUCCUUUGGAAGUGUUUUUGUUUUCGGGCUUUAGUUCUUCACUGUUGUCCUGCGUCGUCCCUUCCUUGCAUUCUUUGAGACAGUGUUGUUUGUGUGAGUUUUGUUUUUGUUGGGGCAUUUGGUUUUGUGUGUACGUUGUGCAAAAAAUAAAAACAAAACAAAAAUGGAAACGUCCAACGGAAGUUCAGCAUCGGUUGCUCAAUGUCUAACAACAACAUCCGCCAAUACCACAAAUCCCUCAAAUGUCAGCGUUUCAAUAACCUCCUCCACACCAUUAGCAACCACAUCGUCAUCUGCAACAGCGGCCAUGUCCACACCUUUGGCUUUGACAACUUCAUCCACAUCAGCGACAGCGGCGGCAAUUAGUAGUAGUUGUAGCGGCAACUUGGCCGCUUCAGUAAGUCUACCGCCAUCUCUAACAUCAGCUGCCUUCACCUCGACCUCUCUACAACAUCAACAGCAUACACCUCUAUUGCAAAUUUUACCUUUGGAUACUGGCAAACAGGAUGAUAGCAAUAAUCUUUCGCUGGCCAGUGGCAUUUCAGAAGGCCAAAGAUCACUGUCUGCAGCGCCGUCGGCUUCUUCCAGUCCCAUAUUGAGUCCACCGAAUAAGAUUUUUGGCCGCAAUGCCAAUGGAACAAUGGUGGCUACUUCUCGUCCUAGCAAUGAAGCCGAGGUUCAGCUGUAUCGUGUUCUACAAAAAGCCAGUUUGUUGGCCUAUUAUGAUACACUGCUGGAAAUGGGAGGCGAUGAUGUGCAGCAAUUGUAUGAGGCUGGUGAAGAAGAGUUUUUGGAGAUAAUGGCCUUGGUGGGCAUGGCUUCCAAACCUUUGCAUGUAAGGCGUCUACAAAAAGCCUUGCAUGAAUGGGCCUUGAAUCCAGCACAGUUUCAACAGCCUCUUAAUCAUAAUUCCGCUCAAUAUGAAACUCCUGCCAAAUCCUUCACUCCCCAGUAUAGUUCUGAGCUUUCUCGUUCCCCUGGACCGGUGAGACCCAAAUUCCCCACUUUCAAUCCCAGCACUCCCUUCAAUCCCACUCCCUUGGUUAGUACAGUUCCUCCCUCGACUUCCGCCUCAGCUUCGGCUCAUAUUCUUUCACAAAUAUGCUCCUUGCCAGCUUUGCCCACCCAUAACCCAGCUGCUCUAGUUAUACCACCUCCCUCCACCUCACUAACCAGCCAAGAAAGACCUCAAGCUUUGGUCAAUCUUCCUGCCAUAGCGACGGCAGGGGUUGUUGCCUCCAACACCUCGCACCAGGUUACCUCCAGCUCUCCCCAAUUGACCCCUGUGUUAAGUGAAAUGCAAGUGGCUCGCAUUACCAUGGGUGCCGAGAAGAUAGCCUCUCAAUUGCCGCAACGUGAACCACGAGCCCACACCUCAAAGAAACGCACCAGCCGUGAGCUGGAACAGGUCAUAGCCAUGAGUGAAAAUGAUCCCCGGCGCAUGGAUGAGAUUCGUAAGUAUUCAGCCAUUUAUGGACGCUUCGAUUGCAAACGUCGCCCGGAGAAACCUUUGACGCUUCAUGAGGUCUGUGUAAAUGAGGCAGCCGCUCAAUUGUGUCGCUUGGUACCCGCCUUGCUGACAAGACGCGAUGAACUUUUCCCCUUGGCCCGGCAAAUUGUCAAAGAUGCCGGUUUUGGUCAUUCCGCCUCCAUUGCCCGUUAUGGCAAUCUUCUAUCGCAAAUGGUUAGCAAUCAAGCGAGUGGCUCUCAGCUGCGUUCCGCCUCUGCCAUGUUGGAGUGUGAAGCGAAUGAGACCAACAAUUCGACACCUUUGAAAAGACAAAGAUUGGCCUCAUCCGAUGCCUCUCUAUCGGCAGCCGAUAGCAAUCGGGAUUCAGUGGAGGAUCCACGUUACAACCUAUUUGCAAUGUACCAGAAGUUUGCAGCAAAGCCGCCAUUCGAUCUAGCCGAUAUUGCCAAAUUCACCCUUAAUAAACCCAGUGAUUUCGAUGAUGCCGAUCAGGAGUCUAGAUUUUCCUUCAGCAAUUCCAGUUCUCCUUCAAUGCCAGUGAGUAUGUGUUUUGAUUUAGGCUGACAAAGCCCCAGAAACUGUUCACCAACUCCCUCGUCUACUAGCAAUCGUCUUUUGGGAGAUUUGGGUGCAACUCCUUCAAAGAAUCGACCACUUUCCAGCGAGGUGCAAGUUAUAUCAGCUGCCGGGGGUCACAUCAUAGCUGUUGCGAAUCCUGCCUUAGCCAUGAGUCCCACCCUACAAGAGGCCAUUAGUUUGAAGAGAGAAAAUUCAUCACCGGAUUCUUAGUGAAUAUAAAUUAUUUGAAUAUGCGUAAAAAAUAUUCUUUUCUUUCUUGCUUUUGUAAAUAUUUAUUUUAUAG